This is a messenger RNA of Saccostrea cuccullata (small rock oyster), 887 nucleotides long. RefSeq names its product serum response factor homolog B-like. The record is from RefSeq and is a predicted model, not a curated record. The transcript has 2 exons. NCBI's taxonomy places the organism in Eukaryota, Metazoa, Mollusca, Bivalvia, Ostreida, Ostreidae. Bases 12 to 665 code for a protein of 217 amino acids.
AGAGGGCUUCGAUGACUGGAAUACACAGUCUUCUUGGCCAGCAGCCUUCCUCUACAGGGUCCCCACUAGGAAUGAUGGGAUUGAUGUCAAUGCUUUCUCAAAUGGGAAUAAGGUCCAAUCAACUUCCGGGAAAAACAAGCAACAACCAAUCAAAUUCAAACAAUUUAUCUCAAAUGGGAAGCAGGUCCAAUCAGCUUCCAGAACAAACAAGGGGUAGCCAAUCAAAUUCAAAUAAUUUGUCUCAACAAAGAACACAAGGUCAGUCUGGGAAUUCAAAUGAGAGUGACUCUUCUGAUGUAUUCUCUCUACUGCAUAACAUUUGUGGUAGAGUUUCUGGAUUGCGAGCGGAGGAAAAAAGGAAAACAGAAGAAGCAGAGGAGACGAAGAGGAGGGAAGAAGAAAAAGCGAAGGAAGAGAAAUCACAAUCAGUAGACAAUGCUUCAGGAAAUACAACGGACGCAAAUAUUCCAGAGGAAAUAAGAAACCAAGAUACAGAUUAUGAACAUUCAAACCUUAUGAAUAAGAAAUUAGAGGACCUUGAACAAAGACUUCUGAGUCAUGUAGACUCUAAACUUAGUGAGAUGGAAAAACGUAUUAACUCAAGACUUGACGAAAUCUUAAAAUUACUUCAGACCAGAGAUGCCAUAUCAACAACAGAAUCCUGACACAGAGCACUGAGACUUAUAUUUUCUGUGAAAUUUCUUUUAAGUUUAAUGGUUGUCAAAUGAAAGCCAGGCAUUAUGUUUUCUUAGGACCUAACCUUUGAAAAAAAAUUCUUUAUUAUUUUAUUUAAAAUUUUCCUACAGUUUUUGUAAUCAUGCUUUAGAGUGAUGUGAACAAUAUACAAAAGUUUUGAUGAUGGUUAAUUAUAUCAGUUUAAAAUCUCA